Malania oleifera is the source of this 2272-nucleotide messenger RNA. RefSeq lists its product as uncharacterized. NCBI's taxonomy places the organism in Eukaryota, Viridiplantae, Streptophyta, Magnoliopsida, Santalales, Ximeniaceae. The record is from RefSeq and is a predicted model, not a curated record. The coding region runs from base 213 to 647 and encodes 144 amino acids. The transcript is spliced from 2 exons.
UGAUGCGUAUGACUUAAUUUUCAUAUUAUAUUUAUCUACGCAUUUGGAAAUUGCAUAGACAGGUCCUAGGUUGUGCAUAUACUGUUAUUGAAUACAUUAACCUAGGAGAAAAAGUUUAAAAUUCCAAUUCACCCCCCCUCUUGGGAAUACACAAAUUCUAACAAUUGGUAUCAGAGUUUCGUUGUACUUGACUUAAACGUUUUUGUAAAAAGAUGGCAAUGGCUCACAUUGGUGUAUCCCCAUUCGUUGAGGGACAGUCACUUUUCAGGCCUCCAGUAUUUUGUGGUGUCGACUACACCAUAUGGAAAGUUAGAAUGACCAUAUUUUUGAAAUCCAUGGACUGGAGGAUGUGGCUUGUGACUACCAAAGGAAGAUGUGCACAAAUAAAUGAGACUGAUUUUAAUAUGAUUAAUUCUAAUGCCAUGAACAUGUUAUAUCUUGCGUUAGAUUCUGAUAUCUUUGUUGAGUUUGUGGUAUAUCAGACUGCACAGGAAAUCUGGGAUGAAUUAAAAAAGCAAUAUGAAAAAUCCCAGAAAACAGAGAUGGUAACUCCUCCAGAUGAUCAAGAGGAGGUAAUUCAUGAGCUAGACAUCAACGACGAGGAAUCAAGAAUGAUAAGAUCAAGAUGUACACAAAGCAAAGCUUGAAAGCCAAAUCAUAUUUUUUGUAAUAUAUCUAUAUUGGUCUGUAAUAGUAAUUAGGGCAUUUGGUUUGUAAUAAGCUCACACACAUCACACGUAUGAUUUAUUAUGUAAGCUCAAAUCGAACCAUGAAUGAGAAAGGACCGUAGAAAGACCUUAGGGUGCACCUUCGGUCGACCGACACCGAACUUUUUUGGUGUCUUCAAAUUGGACCCCAAGUGACCUUAGGACACGCACAUAUUUUACAUAUGUUUAUUAGGCACUUGAAUAAGACUUAUUUGGGUCGAUACGGGACCGAAAUGCACACUUGGUGUACUUUCGGUCGAUCGGCCAAUUCAGUUCAAUUUGGCCCGGUCGACCGAACUGGCCCUGGGUCAACAAUUUGACCAAGGCCCAGUCGACCGAGACCAUGUAGUUCAUUUGACCCCGGUCGACCGAACCACCUGGAAGUCAACUUUUUGACCUCUCGGUCGAUCGAGCACUUUUGUACUUCAACUACCUGGUCGACCAAAGGGUCGUGGGAGAACUCCCAACGGUCUGGUCGACCGAGCCCUUCAGUUCAAAAUAGCCCCGAUCGACUGAACCUCGGAAAUUUAGGAAAUCGCCCUUCCUCGGUCGACCAACCACUCAGUUCAAAACACCCCUGGUCGACCGAGCCAUUUGAGUCCUGGUCGACCGAACCACUUUUGGUCUACCGGACCUCUCGGGUUGCUCCCAUUUUUACCGUGGUUAAUAUUUUUCUAAACAGGGUUAAAAUACCUUAAACGUUAUUAAACUUUUCUAAUAAUACUUAAUAGGUCCCCAACGUCAUAUUUUCUCCUUUGCCUAUAUAUAUGAGUUCAUUUGAGAAAAUUAAUAAGACAUUAGCCACUUUGAUUAGGGAAAAUUCUUUGAAAAAUCAAAAUCUUAUAAUAUUCAGUUUAUUACUCAAACCACUCAUAUUUGUCUUCUAUCAUUGCCUACAUAUUUUGUAAGUUGAUUGAGUGUUUUGUUUAAAAGGUUUGCUCUCCUUAUGCUACUUGUUUGACACGAUUUUCUUGAGAGCCAAACCUAAGGAUUCUUAGGAGGCUUUUGCUAAUAAGCAUUUCCUAAGAAAACCUUGUUAGAUCUUCUAAGCUUGCACUUUCAUUGCAAGAUCUUGAAAAGAGUGUAUUUGUUUUUGUUUGCAAAAACUUUUCAAACACUUCCAAAUAUCUAUUGUACUUUUAUAUUGCAAAAUACUUUGAACAGAUAUUUGCUUGUGUGAUUGUGAUCUUUGUUGCAAUAUUCUUUCAUUAAUAUAUUAUUUGCUGAAUACAAAGAUUACAUGUCUUUUGCAAACCAAGCAUAUACAUUGUUUAAUACUUACAUGCUUGAGAUAUCUUAAUGAUUGAAAUACAUAAGACUUGACAUCUUUGUGUGAACCUAUUUGUUGAAUAUCUUGUGAUACAAAGAUUGUUUGUUUGACAUUCUCACGUACUCUUUACACCGAUAGAAAAUACCUUUGAGAGUUGAAUCAUCUAGACCACAUUGAGCUUACAAAUUAUUUCAUAUUUGUGGUGUAUAUUAUUGCGCGAAUUUGGGUACAUAUCUGCUUUACUUGAAAGCACAAUCACUGUACCAUUUCAUUGUAAUACACUUUGGUUGUAUUU